Molecule: messenger RNA, 1434 nt
Organism: Pocillopora damicornis (cauliflower coral)
Lineage: Eukaryota; Metazoa; Cnidaria; Anthozoa; Scleractinia; Pocilloporidae
Source: RefSeq, a predicted model, not a curated record
CUGCUCAUGGAGGACACAAAGCUCAUUCACGGAAUUUCAUGGUAAUCGCUUUUCACGCUCUGAUAGAAACAGUUUCCCUUUUUCCCAGAGAAGAACAAAGCCCUGUUAUUUAGAUAAAAAAGGCUAAAAAAAAACCCUUAAGAAACGCAUGGCAAUGGGAUGCGGAGCCAUUCUCGACACUAGUUCUACGGAGGGAUUACUCUCAAAGUGGCCGGUCAACAUGAAGUUUCUCUUAUGCGGCUUGGUUUGUAUUUUAACACUGAUUCAAGCUCCGGUGGCAACUGCGGGAGAUGUCUGUGAUGAUCCUAGAGUUACAGUUACAGUCAAUUCUGGAGUGGACGCAAAACUUUACUACAACAGAUCAAAUCAUGAAGAUGACCAACAUUUUCGUGGCUAUCGUGCAUACGCACAUUCGUCCGUAUUUGCAUUCCUAAACAAAACUGGAUUAGAUGGCGCUUGUACUCAUCCAGUAAAGGAGAUUUGUUUGCAGGGGAAGGCCGAAUUUAAGAAGGUGAACCAAAGCCUUUUGAUGAUAGAAAUUUUCAAUGUCGCUGUCAAUGAUAGUGGCAAGUACAAAGUCGUGGCCCUGUUCUCAUAUACACAUAAUGAUACGGAAACAGAGAAAUGCUUACAAGUGCACCAUCUAAAUGUAUCAGAUAACUCCACAGGAACCACGACAAGUCCAGUUCCUCAGUCGAUUCAAGUAUACAGCCUCAGCAGUAGCUCAGAAACCACGACAAGUCCAGUUCCUCAGUCGACUCAAGUCUACAGCUCCAGCAGUAGCUCAGGUCCCUGCAGGCAAACACUAGCGAUUGUUUUUGGGAUUCUCUUUGCUAUCACAUUGCUCAUCACAUUAUUUUUAUUCUAUCGAUUAAUAAAACUUAAAAAACAAAAUUCAGGAGAACCUAAUAACGACGAAAUGGCUCUUAAUCAUGCGCCAGCUUAUGAUCAACCAGACAACCGAAUGGCCUAAAGAACCACUGAAGAGAGAGAAAUAUACAUUUCCAUGGAAGAGCACAGAAAAGUAAGCAAUUUCGCGGGAAAAUCAAGUAUCGGUGAUGAGUCGGUCAGUCCUGAAUGACCUCAUUUUUCCAAUUAAAUUCCUUGUCUUGUAAUUUGUACCGAGACUCUUGUAAAGUGUUAUUUCCAGAUGAGAAAAAAACCUCCCCGCGGGGUGACGCGAUACGUGACGAGUUCAAACGUUUCCUCAUAUUUUGGAGCAAAGGCAAAAUAUGGGGAAACGCUCGAUUCGUAAGUUACAUGAUUUUUCGUACGGAGCGUUGCACAUUUCAGCACGCAAUUCAUGAGUUAGGAUACUCCUUGCGUGCGCCAAAUUGUCUUAAAUAAACCUUUCAGAUUGGUUGUUUGGCUUGAGCGUAGUCUGAAAACUAAUCCUAACCAUGGUCAACAGAAUAAAUGUUAUAUGAUAUUGUU